AUGAAUAAUGAACGAACUACACAUACCGCAUCAGUGUUAGCAAGUGGAAAAGUAUUAGUUACAGGUGGAUAUGAUGCUAGUAGUGCUUAUUUGAAAAGUGCGGAGUUGUAUGAUCCAUCAACAGGAACUUGGACAUCUACUGGUAGCAUGAAUCAUGUACGAGAGUGGCACACGGCAUCAGUAUUAACAAAUGGGAAAGUCUUAGUUGAUGGUGGAUCUAGUGGUAGUAGUGAUUAUUUGAACGGUGCGGAGUUGUAUGAUCCGUCAACAGAAACUUGGUCAAUUACUGGUAGCAUGAGUGAUGGUCGAAGUGAACACACAGCAACCAUUUUAACAAAUGGAAAAGUUUUAGUAACAGGGGGAUUUGGUGGUAUUGCUGGUUAUUAUAGUAGUGCUGAGCUGUAUGAUCCAUCCACAGAAACUUGGACAACUACCGGUAGCAUGAAUUUUGUAAGAAAUGGACAUACUGCAUCGAUAUUAACAAAUGGGAAAGUAUUAGUUACCGGUGGAUAUACUGGUGGUGAUUUUGUGAAUAGUGAUGAGUUAUAUGACCCAUCAACAGGAAUUUGGACAACUACUAGUAGCAUGAAUGAUGUACGAUUUCUGCACACCGCAUCCAUAUUAACAGAUGGGAAAAUAUUAGUUACUGGUGGAUCUAAUGAUAUGAAUAAUUAUUUGAAUACUACUGAAUUGUACGAUCCAUUAACAGAAACUUGGUCAAUUACUGGUAGUAUGAAUAAUUCACGGAAAGAGCAUACAGCAUCUAUAUUAACAAAUGGGAAAGUAUUAGUUACUGGUGGAGAUGGUGGUAAUGGUUAUCUGAAUAGUGCUGAAUUGUACGAUCCAUCAACAGAAACUUGGGAAACUAUUAGUAGCAUGAAUUAUGCACGAUUAGCGCACACCGCAUCCAUAUUAGUAAAUGGGAAAAUCUUAGUUACUGGUGGAUAUAGUGAUACCGAUGUUCUGAAUAGUACUGAAUUGUAUAAUACAUUAUCAACAGAGUAA
Messenger RNA from Rotaria sp. Silwood1, 1005 nucleotides. The record is from the annotation of a GenBank genome assembly. NCBI's taxonomy places the organism in Eukaryota, Metazoa, Rotifera, Eurotatoria, Philodinida, Philodinidae.